UCAUUCCACCUCUUUAACCAAACAAGGUACCUCCCCUCCAGCGAAUCAAACACAGCCUAAAACCCCUUGACUAAACCCUCGCCUCUUGGGCACUCUCUCCCCUUCUUCCACUCCACCGGCGGGAGUGCAGGGAUUGAAAAUAUAGACAGGGUGAUAAAUCAAGUAAAAAUCUUUUCAUCAUGGAAGAAGAACGCACAGAAUUGUUCAAGGAUGGCUCAGACAUUUGCCAACAGCUCAUGGACCGUUACGCCAACUCCGCCGCGCCGCAGCAUCGCCACCUUCUCGCCACCGCUGCAGCCAUGCGUUCCAAUCUUACUGCCGAGUCCCUCCCUCUCACGCCGCCGGCUUACUUUGCCGCCACUAUCUCUGCACUUGAUACUGCGUCUUCGUCUGAUUCCUUGGACCCUACUGCCCUUUCCGCACUCUUGUCUUUCCUGGCUAUCGACCUCCCUCUGGUGCAACCCGGUGGAAUUGCGCCCGCCAGGGCAAGUGAUGCGGUUGAAGUAUUGGUCAAGGUGGCUGAGAGGGAAGGGGAGGGACUGGCUGUCUCUAGCGUGAGGGCUGCGGUCAAGUGUUUAGGGGUUUUGGUGGCGUCUUGUGACUUGGAGCUUUGGGACACUGUCAGAUUGGGUUUCGAAGCACUGAUGAAGUUUUCCAUCGACAAGCGUCCCAAGGUACGAAGAUGUGCUCAAGAGUCUCUUGAAAAGGUUUUCAAGUCUUUCCAAUCUUCCAGAGUUGUUAUGGAAGCAAGCAAGUUCGUUUUGUCAGUGCUGAGAAGUUACAUGCCUUUGGCUAUGAACUUAGUCACUUCAAGGACCGGUGAUGGACCUAAAGAUGAUAUGUCUUCCAAACCUGAACACAUGGAGGUCCUUUAUGUGCUAAAUGUACUUAAGCUUACUGCUCCUUGUCUUUCUGCAAAAGUCAUUUCAAAGGUGCUUUCAGAAAUGCAUAAAUUAAUUGAUUCCCAGUUCUCGGCACUUACAAGGCAUGCUCUUAAAAUUAUUGAGGCUAUUUUUGAAGCUUCAAGAUCUGAAAACAUAGUUAUAGAGACAGAGAACAUUACAGUUUGUCUUACUUCAUAUGUGUCUUUGGGAGAUAAAAACCCCUUGGAUACUGUGAUUUGUGCAGCAACCUUGUUAAGCCGUGCAUUGGACAUGCUUCAUAUUGGACAAUCAAGCUCUUGGAUCAAGAAUCUUCCUCUUGUUUGUAGUUCUGUAAUGGGUCUUCUAACUUCUGAGACAAACACUGCAUCACAAGCUUCAAGUAUUUUGAAGGAUGUGCUGAAGCGUCAUGUGCACCCACUGAGCUUAUUAAUUGAUACAGAUCAAUUAUCCUGUGGUAGGAGUGGGGAUAGUUUUGAAAGCAGUGCGUUGAAAUCAACAUGCGCUGUUUUUGAGAAUGCCAUUUCAAGUGGUGUUGGAAUUCCAAAUGAGCAUAUUCUCUCUGUCAUAUCUGUUUUGUUUCUUGAGCUUGGGGAAAUCUCGUUUGUGCUUAUGAGGAAUAUUGUGCUUAAAUUUGCUGACUUGAUGGCCUACAAUUCUGAAGGUGGGAUGAGCGUGGAGUAUCUCCAGAAAUGUUUUGGUGCUGCUGUUUUUGCUAUGGGGCCAGAGAGGAUUCUUAUGCUUGUGCCUAUAUCUCUUGAUGAACACGACUUGAGUUAUUCAAAUAUCUGGCUGGUACCUAUUUUGAAGUGCUAUGUUGCUGGAGCAACCCUUACAUGCUACAUGGAUCAUAUCAUGCCUCUUGCGAAGUCCUUUAAGCAGGCUAGUCGUAGAGACAAAAAGUCAGCCAUUAGCCAAGAUCUGCAGGUUCGAGCGCAUGAGCUCUUGGCAUUGCUGCCUAGCUUUUGUCGUCAUGCAACUGAUACUUCCCAGAAGUUUUCUAGUCUGUCUGAUGUUCUUAUUACUUUCCUCAAGAAGAACCCCUCUAUGCAUGAAAAUAUUUCCAUGGCAUUACAGAUUCUUGUAAAUGAAAACAGAACUGCAAGCCAGAAAAAGAGCGUGUCAAACUGCUAUGCAGUGGAAGAUUCUUGGAUGGAGGAUGGAAUGUUACCUUCUUACUCAAAGAAAGAAGCCACUAGAAACGUCAAGGCUCUGGCAUCUUGUUCUAAUCAAUUGCUUAGUGUACUAACAGACUUAUUUGUAAAUUCACACUGUGAGAAUCACAUUUGUUUAAAGGGAGCUAUUGGAUGUCUGGCUUCUAUCACUGAUUCUUCUGUAACUAAAGAAAUUCUUGCGUCAUUACUUAAAAGGUUUCAAUUUAUUGACUACGAAAGUAAAUCCAAAGAGCUGAAGAAUGACAGUCAAACUUUAGAUAGUGAACCAAGUGACGCAGAGAGAGAUUCUCAAAGGCACCUGAUAUUGGAAUUGGCAUCAUCUCUUGUUGAAGGAGCGAAGGAUGAUCUUGUUGAGAUGAUUUAUGCUUUAACUAUAAACUCUUUUCAGGCAGCUAAUGAGCACAUUCAUCAUGAGGCAUACUGCACUUUGAGCAAAAUUUUGGAGGAACACACAUCUUUUUGGUCUUCCCGAUAUGGAGAGCUGAUUGAUUUCUUGCUGAAUCAGAGGCCUCCAAGUGAUUUUGCAUGUCUUAGAAGUCGAUUUGCUUGUUUUCAUACUUUGAUGAUACACAUGGUGAAGAUGAGCUUUGAGGAGGAGGUGGACUCAAAGGCCUUUUUAAUUCUCAAUGAAAUAAUUCUCACGUUAAAGGAUGGCAAUGAUGGAGCUAGGAAACAAGCUUAUGAUGUGCUCCUUGAUAUUGGUUCCACGUUGAGAGACUUACCAUAUGGUGGCCCAACUGAACCAUAUCAUAAACUCAUUAAUAUGAUAAUUGGGUAUCUUACUGGUUCAUCUCCGCAUAUACAAAGUGGGGCAGUGUCUGCACUGUCUGUUUUGGCGUACAAGGAUAUAGACAUCUUUCUCUCAGUGUCUAACCUUGUGCCAUCUCUUUUAUCUUUGCUGCACGCUAAAGCUGUUGAAGUCAUAAAGGCUGUGUUGGGCUUUGUAAAAGUGAUGGUCUCCUGCGUACAAGCAAAAGAUCUGCACAACUUCCUCUCAGAUAUUGUAACUGAAGUCCUCCCCUGGUCGUCUGUCUCAAGACAUCAUUUUAGAUCAAAGGUCACUGUCAUAUUUGAGAUAAUAACAAGGAAGUGUGGAGCUGCAGCUGUCAAGGCGGUUACUCCGGGGAAAUACAUGGGUUUUAUUACGACGGUACUAGAGAACCGCCAUGGCAGAUCAAGUACAAUGGAAGAUGUCAAGAAUGAUACAGAACAUAUGCCUGGAGGGCCUUCUGCCGAGGGGCCAGAGGCAGAGCAAAGGAAGAAGCCUAAGAAAUCAGAUUCUCAGGAGAAUGGUGCAGGCAAACUUAAAAAGAGAAAGAGGGAGAAGAAAUUUGUGACUCACUUGCCGAGCUUAAAUGAUCCUGUCAAGUCUCGUAGCAAUCAUGAAUCAAAUUUUGCUAAAAGAGCUAGGCAUUCUUAUAAUAAUAAUUCAAAGAAAGGAAGUCCUGAAGGAAGAAGAAGUAAGAAGGGCAACUUGAGUAGUAAGAAAAAAGGUCUCAGUGGUGGUGGGAUGAAAAAAGUAAAGCCGAAGAGUACUAAGAAGGAUAAGGCAGCUUCUCAUGGACCUAUGAGAUUUUCCAAAUCCCACAAGACGAAAGAGUAAAUCAAAGUUAAAUUGAAAGCCGAGAAGCAAUCUUCAUGAAUCAGAAAAGCAAUUGCUGCCAGUAAACAUGGCAUGUCUCCCAGGAAAGUAUUGGAAGGGAAGUUCGGCCACGAAGUUGUUAGCGUUGCGCCAAAGUUAUUGCAUUUUAAUGUCUAAGCAUAAAGUCCUCAGGCUGACCAAGUGUAAUUGAGUUGCUAAUUUUCAUCAAGCUCAACGUUUGAAUCUCUUGGCUAACUCCUCUGAAAGGUUUUUAAAUCAGAGGACUAAAUUCUACAGGCGCAAAAUCGGAGUCCAGAAGGUUGCGAAUUUUGUUCGUUUGUUAGAAACAUGAUUUUAUACUUGUAAUCCUAUUAAUAAUUAGAUUAGAAAAUAAAAUUGAUAUUUAAUGAUUAAAGUGUUUAUUGUGCACGUUAGUUUCUUGAUUGUUCUCUUACUAUUUGGUCUUUGGGAUAUUACCAAAUAUAGACAUUUCGGUUUUAUA
Prosopis cineraria is the source of this 4140-nucleotide messenger RNA. RefSeq lists its product as uncharacterized. NCBI's taxonomy places the organism in Eukaryota, Viridiplantae, Streptophyta, Magnoliopsida, Fabales, Fabaceae. The record is from RefSeq and is a predicted model, not a curated record. The coding region runs from base 180 to 3659 and encodes 1159 amino acids. The transcript has 18 exons.